AGGCGCUUUUGUCGUGAACGUGGCGAGGCACGCGCUGCGUCAGUAUUCCGCGAGCUUCCAUCGCGUUCUGUUGCAGUUAAUCGUUGAAGAAGGGAGGUACCUAUCCUAUUCGAUAGUGAACUGCGGAGAACGAGAAAAAGUGCUAUUCUUCUAAACAAGAAACUCCUAAUUUAAGAAUGGCGGACGACAGUCACGAGAACGGUACGAGCAACGGUGACGUACCUGAGAUCGAGCUGAUUAUCAAGGCUUCGACGAUCGACGGUCGCCGAAAGGGUGCAUGCCUCUUCUGUCAAGAGUACUUUAUGGACUUGUACCUUCUUGCUGAAUUGAAAACAAUUUCUCUAAAAGUGACCACGGUCGACAUGCAAAAACCGCCGCCUGAUUUCCGCACCAACUUUCAGGCAACACCUCCGCCAAUCUUAAUCGAUAAUGGCGAUGCGAUAUUAGAAAACGAGAAAAUCGAACGACAUAUCAUGAAAAACAUUCCCGGUGGACAUAAUCUGUUCGUGCAGGAUAAAGAAGUGGCUACCCUUGUUGAGAACUUGUUCAGUAAAUUGAAACUGUUAUUGUUGAACGCAAAGGAUAAGGACAAAGAUCCAAAAUCCUCGUCCCUGAUGGCACACUUACGUAAAAUCGACGAACAUCUAGGUCGUAAGGGUACCCGUUUCCUCACGGGCGAUACAAUGUGCUGUUUCGAUUGUGAGCUUAUGCCACGACUUCAACACAUCAGGGUGGCCGGCAAAUAUUUUGCGGAUUUUGAGAUUCCUGAAACUUUGGUGCAUCUCUGGCGAUAUAUGCACCACAUGUACAGGCUGGAUGCCUUUUUACAAAGUUGUCCGGCCGAUCAGGAUAUUAUUAAUCACUAUAAGUUACAGCAGAGCAUGAAAAUGAAAAAGCACGAAGAAUUAGAGACUCCGACAUUCACAACCAGUAUCCCAAUCGAGGUCAACGACGACUAGGCUGGACCUCUGCCGUCGGGUCUACGAUCUCGUUACUUUGACGUAGAAAAGUCCUCGACAUCGGUGUAGAAAUAAGCAGUGUGAACGAUGUGGCACACAAAAUACAUUUUUUACAAAAGUUGCAGUUCUUCCGAGGAAUGAUUCUGCUGAGGAAGAGUUCACUAUUUAUCAGAAGUACUCUUAAAAAAGGUUCUAUCAUCUGGAUUUGAUUGUGCCGAUUCGGCUACACCGAUUUAUAUAAAUUUUUGCUACGUAUAUUUGACAAAUUAUCGUCGACUCUUUUAUGGCCUAAACUGAUGCAGAACAAGUAGCUUUUUUACCGCAGAAAACAGUAGAAGAUACAUAUAUGAGUGUAUUAAGGCUUUCGAGAAACGAUGUGUAAGCGUAUCCAGAAAAUUUAAACAAUUUUUUCCUUUCCUUUCUUUCCAUUUUCUUUAUCUUUUUUCUCUGGUACGUAUGUAUUUCAUACGUAAUAUUGAUAUGAAUAGCAUUAUUUUUAGAAAAAGUAUUUUAAUGUUUUACAUAUACUUUAGAUCAAAGCUAACGUAUUUUUUUUUUCUUUUUAAAGAUAAUUUCAAUAUUUCAAUAUUUUUGAUGGCGCGUAAUGUUAACAAAAGUAGAAAAUACGAGAGAGACGUAUGCAUUUGAAUUAUGAUUAAUAUUUGUUGUUUAAAUUAAUAUAUUUCGUAUAUAUUUCUUUAUCAUUUUUCUCUUGUUUUCUGGAAAGUACAUUGUAUUUAUCAUAUAUUUAACGACUAAUCAAUAAACUGAGUUAGUGAUGGUUAUUCUUUAACAGACGUUUACAUUGUUCAUUAUAUUCCUUCAGCAUAUCAACUUCAAUUUGAAUGUAAGAAAAGUUCUAGUCUCAUGUAAUUCACGUAAUGAUAAACUUCCUAUUCUUUCGUAUAUUCAAAAUAUUUUUUAUAUAAUCAUAUUUGAAUAAAUUAUAGUGCAUACGUUUCUUCCAAUUUCUACGCUACAGUCAGUCGAAAAAUCUAAAAAUAUAAUCUAAAAGAAUUUGUGAUAUGAUCAUUACAAAUUUCUUUGCAGAUAUUAAUCUCAUAAUGAUAAAAAAUAUCAUUAUUUGAAAACAGCCAGUGCUUACUUUUCAUUCAAUAUUAUUCAGAAAUCUAACAAAUUCGGUAUUUUAUAUUAGUUAUUGUACUAUUAUUACUAUUAUAUUGUAAAUCGUUAUUAUAACUAUUAUAUAUAUUGUACUAUUUUGGUUUAUACUUGUAGAAACGAAUAUAUCAAUAUUUACAUUGA
Messenger RNA from Apis cerana (Asiatic honeybee), 2225 nucleotides. It is a transcript of the gene Clic, whose product is annotated as chloride intracellular channel protein 5. NCBI's taxonomy places the organism in Eukaryota, Metazoa, Arthropoda, Insecta, Hymenoptera, Apidae. Gene Ontology annotation, cellular component: apical plasma membrane; cytoplasm. Gene Ontology annotation, biological process: chloride transport. Gene Ontology annotation, molecular function: chloride channel activity. The record is from RefSeq and is a predicted model, not a curated record.